CUGCUGCGAUUAGUAGGAGGAGGAGGAAGUGGUGGUGGAGGCAGGAUCCGCCAGCCAUCAUCGGCCAAACUCUCGGCUAACAGAUGAUAAGAAAGUAAAAAAAGAAUAUUUAGGUCCACGUCACGACAGCCGCGUAGACAGUGACUAUUAGAGUCAGAGCUGCAAAGUGGGUCGGAAAAAAAAAAAUUUUUGGUCGCGCAGAGAAAGUAGUGCGGCGCCUAGCGGGGCUACGGAAUGUCGUUCGUGCUGGGCCUGCUCCUGGCGGUGAGCUUGAUGCUCGUCAGCCCGGCGCUGUCCAACCAGCCCUGGUAUGAGACGAUGCCGGCCGUCGUGAUGGAUUACAAGGUGCACAUCGACCCGGGCAAGGAAGACUGCUACUUCCAGUACGUCCAGCCUGGCGCUACCUUCUACGUCAGCUUUCAGGUAUUAAAAGGUGGCGAUGGAAAAGCUGGUUUUGCAGUGAGAAACCCCGCUGGUGAAUUGGUGCAUCCAUAUCAGUGGCAAACCAGCUCUGAUUACCAAGAUCAAUCCCAAAACGGUGGGUACUAUGGUAUUUGCGUUGACAACCAGUUUUCAAGAUUUUCCGGGAAACGCGUCAACUUGUACAUUACCGUUAUCAAGUAUGACCAGUGGGAACAGUAUGCAAAAGAAAUUAAUGACAUGGAACUAUCAGUUGUGAAUGUCACAAAUAUACUUGGUAGUGUGGAGAAGAAUAUCCACGAAGUACUUCAGAUUCAGCACUUUGGUAGAAGCAAAGAGGAUCGUGAUUACAAUUUACUGCUUGACAAUAACUCGUACGUACAAAGGUGGUCUCUUCUUCAGAUAGUGGUUAUUCUUGCGACAACGGUGCUGCAAGUUUUCUUUGUAAGAAGAUUGUUUGAGGUGAAGUCGUCCGGUUACGCGAAAAUGCGAAUUUAAACGUUACAUGUUUUUCGCAACUCUAAAGCGAAUUUUACAAAAAGAAAAAGUUUGUGAUAAACGUACACCACGGCGCCUUUUGUUAAACGCCGUGACUCCUAUAAGACUUUUUAUACUAUACUUGAGUGAGAUUGACUUUUAUAGCACCGUCUUAUCGGUGUGUAUUUCUUAAUAUUUUUAUACAGUUUUUUCUUAACGUUUGUAAACUCACUUUACGAAAUGCAUUUAUACACUCUGUACACUUUUUAUUUCUUUUCAAAUGAGAAAGUCUUACUCUAGUUGUCUUUUCUAAGUAAUUGAUGGAUGGUGAUCUAUAUCUAUAUGAGUGUGGUUUUUAUAAAGUUGCAUAUAAUGUUUACUGUUUGUACAAAAAAGUGACCAUAAUUAUAUUUAUAGAGAGGAAAAG
Messenger RNA from Copidosoma floridanum, 1324 nucleotides. RefSeq lists its product as uncharacterized. Lineage: Eukaryota; Metazoa; Arthropoda; Insecta; Hymenoptera; Encyrtidae. The record is from RefSeq and is a predicted model, not a curated record.